Messenger RNA from Aricia agestis (brown argus), 4441 nucleotides. RefSeq names its product rab GTPase-activating protein 1-like (gene GAPcenA). Lineage: Eukaryota; Metazoa; Arthropoda; Insecta; Lepidoptera; Lycaenidae. Bases 151 to 3603 code for a protein of 1150 amino acids. The record is from RefSeq and is a predicted model, not a curated record. The transcript is spliced from 25 exons.
UUCAUAGUUUUCUGCAAGAAAAUUUAUUUAUUUUUGCUAUUUAUCGGUUUGCGUAACAUAGAAAUAAGUUUCGGUUACUAUUCAUAAUACAAACUCGUAGUAAAAUGUUGUGUUCUCGCUGGAGAACUUAAACAUCAAUGGCAAACAGUGAUGGAGUUCCAUGGACAUGAAACAAAUGAGAUUUUAGAGCCCACAGACAUAGAAUUUUACUCGUAUCGCUCUCGCACGCCGUCUCCUCCGCCCGAGCUGAAGUCUGAUAUAUGCGGGGACUUGGAGGACAUAUUGAGCGACGCUAUAUCGGAAACAACACAAAGUUCAUUAAGAAUAAGUACAAGUCAACUAAUUAAUCAAGAGUUGUCUAUAAGACCAGAAGCAAAUAUCACUGCUAACGUCCCAGAAGAUCUAGACUUAUUUAAAGUUAUUUUUGAAGUCGAGAGUGAUUCGGAAAGGAUGGGAGACCUGGACAGUGAAACUAAAGAAAACCAAUCCUUGCAGAGUACUGACUCGUGUCACCACGUCGGCGGGUCGAAGUUCUACAAGGUGGUAGAUGGCGCCACCAGCACCGACACGCCCAUCUCUCCCGCCUCACCCACCUCCCCCACCUCGCCGGCCACGCCCACCGAGAAACAGGACCACAUGAAGCCCAUUGAGAGCGAGGAUGAAGUGUCGGACGUGGACCAGGAGUGCACGGUGUUCUGCGGGGUGAGCUACCUGGGCGCCCAGAACAUCGCCGACCCGAAGUCCGAGGCCGACAUCCAGCGCAUCAUGAACGAGCUGAGCUCCAUGCCCGAGAACCGCGACGGCAUCGCCGUGUCCAUCUCCGUGCCUGUUUGCUCGCAGGGGCUGGUGGUGUUGUACCAGGCGGACAGCAACAGCGUGAUGGCGCGGUACUCGGUGAACCGCAUUUCGUUCUACGCGCGCGGCGCUGCCGGCUCCGCUGUGGCGGCGUGCUUCGCGUUCACGUGGUCGCACGGCGAGACCAAAGAGUCGGCGGUGUACCGCUGCCAUGUGUUCCGGUGCCAUAUCGCUGAGGCGGUCAACCAAGUUUCCAGCUGCUUCGCGAAAGCGUUCGAGCGUAUCCCGCGUUCUAUGGCGUCGUCGCUCGUGGGCGACCUGUCAGCCGCGCCGUCCAUGACGGGCUCGCUGACGGAGGUGGCGCCGCCCAUGCAGCUGAUGCACGUGCUCGAGUGUACCGUCGACAUCAAGGAGACUGACGCCAAGGGUACAUUCAGCCACGUGCCGAAGGAGCGUCUGGGGUUCAAGCUGCGCGGCGGCAUCGACAAGCAGGUCACCAUCAACGUGCAGCAGGUCUCUAGCAGCUCGCACGUCGAUACAGCCGACGACGGACAGUCGACGUACACCGGUGCGCUGUACAUUGAGAGAUGCUUCGGUAUUCUGCUGGCGCCGGGCCGCGGCGUCAAACACUCAGAUAUGAGACUCUUGGAAAUGGUGAGCGGCGCGUCCGGCGGGUCCGGGUGCUCGGUGUGCGCGCUGUGGAACGCCGGCGAGGCCGCGCUCGCGCCCUUCAAUGUGGCCAGCGGCGAUGGCGCCCCCACAUACAUGUCGCUCGCGCUUGACCUGGUUAUACGCGGCAUACGGGACCCGCUCAGGUUGGUUGUGGAGACCCCGGUGAAGAUAUAUCCGCCCACAGAGCGUUUCUGGUAUUACUCCAAGAGGCCUCUUGUGCAGCAGUUCUACAUCAACUUGAAGGAGUCAACAGACGCCAGCGGGCAGCUACAGUACUGCGUAUGCGGCGUGGAGACGUCGGGCGAGCUGGACCGGUCGCGGCUCAACCUGCCGUUGUCGCUGUCCAGCUUGCUGCCCUCCCCGCUCGCGCCCGCCGCCCCGCCCUCGCCCCCGUCCCCCGCCGACCCCAACGACAUAGAGUCCGACGGCGAUGAACCACUACUCAGUGGCACUGGAGAGGUGUCGAAAGAUUGCGGCGAAGACGUCCUUGAGAAUUGGGCACAGGUUCUACGCAGCUGGGUAGGCGGUCGGCCGCGUGCGUUGGCGCAGCUCGUCCGAGUGGGCGUGCCCGAGGCGCUGCGGGGAGAGGUGUGGCUGCGCCUCGCCGCCGUAGACCAGAACGACUCGCUCAUGGAUACGUACCGCACGCUUAUUACUAAGGACUGUCCGUUCGAGGCAGUGAUCCAGCGCGACAUAGCGCGCACUUUCCCCGCUCACUCGCUGUUCCGCGAGGCGGGCGGGCUGGGGCAGGACGCGCUGCUGCGGUUGGCGCGCGCGUACGCCGUCCACGACGCCGAGGUCGGCUACUGCCAGGGGCUCAGCUUCCUGGCCGCCACACUGCUGCUGCACAUGCCGGAGGAGCAGGCGUUCUGUCUGCUGGUGCGGCUGAUGUACGGGUACGGGCUGCGCGAGCUGUACAAGGACGGCUUCGAGGCGCUCUACAUGAGGCUGCACCAGCUUGAUAGAUUGAUGGAGGAGCAACUGCCGGAGCUGCGCGCUCACUUCAGCGAGCUGGGUGUGGAGCCGCACAUGUUCGCGUCGCAGUGGUUCCUCACCGUCUUCACCGCGAGAUUCCCCCUGCCGCUGGUGUACCACAUCCUAGACGUGUUUCUACUGCAAGGGAUAGAUACUCUGUUCCAAGUGUCCAUAGCGCUGCUCACGCGCGCACGCAAAGAUCUGUUGGCGGCAGACUUCGAGGGAGUUCUCAAAUACUUCAGAGUAACCCUUCCCAAGAAGUGUCGCGCGGAGGAGUCGUCGCGACAAAUCGUGAAGCUGGCCUGCAGCGUCAAAGUGAAGAGACUACCCAAGUAUCAGCAGGAGUAUGAGAAGUUUAUUAAAGAAUCAGCAGAGAAGGAGAAAAUAAACGUGGAACUGGAGAAGCUGAAGAACAUCAACACGCAGCUGCAGCAGGACAAGGAUGUGCUCGAGGCUGAACUUAACAAAACUCGUGACAAUCUAGAAGACGUACAGAAGAAGGCGUCGCACUUCUCGGCGCUGGCGCACGACUACCGCGACAUCUGCGCCCGCCUCGACAAACAGUUGCACGAUUUACAGGCGUGCACACAAAGCUGCGUUAGCUGCAGCGCUAAACUCGCACAGAAAGAGAAUAAAGAUGAAACAGACAACAUGACAGAAGGCGGCGGUGAGGUGGAGUCUAGACUGCGCCAGCGAGUCCGGGACUUGGAGCUGGAGUUAGCGCGGGUGAAACUGGCGCACGUGCAGGCGCAGUGCAGCAACCAGGAACUAACACAUCAACUGAACUCUGCUCUGAACGACAUACAAGCCGCCGUUAACCAGAAACAGUCCGUGACGCCGUGGCUCGUCAGGACACUCGGUUCAAUAAUGGAGGCGGCGCAGACUAGACCGACAUUCCAAACUUAUCUAUCGAACAUGGCGCCGGAGCCCCAGUCGCCGUCGCUGCACCGCCAGGGCUCGUACUCCAACAUCCAGGGGCAGAGCCACACGCCGCUCGACCGCAGGGUCUCGGAGCCCUACAGCCCCGACGUCGUUCGGAGGAAGAAGGAUCUCAACGCGAAACGACACUCCAUGCUCGUCGAGUCCAACGUCACGAAGGAGGCCAAGGACCUCAACCGCCGCAGCCACGACGUCACCGUAAAAAAUAUAUCGAUGGGUUGACAGAUUCCAUUUUCGAAUUUCGGUUCGCGUAAACGUCAGUGUCAGAUGCCAUAGGCGCCAUCUUGUUUUUUUUUUUGGUGUGCGAAAGUCCUGCCAGUAGAUAUAUUUCGAGAUUAUAAUCCAUAAAAGUGUUAUGUUUUUAGCAUAAAAGUCCUUUUGGAGAUAAAAUAAUUCUGAAUGGACGAUAGAUGCAUUUCCAAGGCAUUCCCUGUUUGCUUUUAUUUGAAACUAGAUGGCGCUUUUAGCACAGUAGUGAUUAUUUUCUUAGUAUUUGGAAUAUAUUUAUUUACGAAUAUGUGAAUUCGAAGUGUGUUAGGAUAGACGUUAUAUCACAUAGCCCUAGUCAUAUGAAAGUUUUAUGAAAAUUGGUGACAUAUUAGGAGGCCUCGGUCUUAUAUAUUAGCCGCUAAAAUAAAUUAUUUGUCUUAUUUAUACAUAUUUUCGUGAACGCAAUAUUAAAUAUAAUAUCAUAGUUAAUGUUAAAGCAAUAUUUCAUUAUUUACACUAAGUAUCUCAAAUUAUAUAACACCAUCAGUCCAUUUAUCUAAAAUAUGCUUAUUUUAAUAUCGUUUACUCGAAGUAAAACUUAUUAAAAACGUAGAAAAUUAAUAUUAUGAGUUAAAAUUGAUAUUAUAAGAAGUAAUGUAUGCACAAGAGCUUAUACUGUGUAAAUACAAGCUAAGUAGAAUGUAGUGACUAGCUAUUGCUGCAGUGGGUUUUUGUCAAAUUCACAUUUUCUCAAACAAAAUCUAUAAACCACGGAAAUCUUUAAAUUCCUAAUAUUUCAUUCCCUUUUUUAAAUUUUUAUUUGUCCUUGUUUGUGUGUUUUUUCUUAGAU